This is a messenger RNA of Oncorhynchus kisutch (coho salmon), 2350 nucleotides long. Its product is annotated as radical S-adenosyl methionine domain-containing protein 2. Gene Ontology annotation, biological process: defense response to virus; positive regulation of immune response. The record is from RefSeq and is a predicted model, not a curated record. The coding region runs from base 286 to 1371 and encodes 361 amino acids. The transcript has 6 exons. Gene Ontology annotation, molecular function: catalytic activity; 4 iron, 4 sulfur cluster binding. Gene Ontology annotation, cellular component: lipid droplet; mitochondrion; endoplasmic reticulum. Lineage: Eukaryota; Metazoa; Chordata; Actinopteri; Salmoniformes; Salmonidae.
ACGCGGCAUAAAUGCGCCUGUAGCUGUCACGUUCUGUUCGAUGCCGUCACAUACAUUAAGCUAACACAGAGGAUCACCUUAUUUGCAUGGAACUUUAGGACAUGACAGCCUUUUUUAGGCAUGUAGGACUGCAUAUGAAUAAGGUUAGGAUUUUAUAUUCAACCUUGUAACUUUCGUUUUCCUUAUUUGCAAAUAGAAACUGUUUGACCAAACGUCAUGAGACGCGUCACUUAGGCCAUUGCGGUAAAAAGGGAUUCAAGCUAAUCCUACAUCAGAACUUUCAACAUGACAGAUAGCUGGAGACUAGCAAUGUCGUUUUCUACUCAAGUCGUGUUUGUGAAGAUGUCCCUGCAGCUUUGCAUAAGUAACAUCCAGCACAUCUUUGCAACUGUCCUGGCAUGGAUAGGUGUGCGCGGUCCGCAGGUGCGGUUGACAUCUACAGGAAAAGUCAAUUUAGUCAAGGUGUUGCAAAAGAAUAUAUCUCAAACAGCGACAACUCCAAGCAGUGUCAAUUAUCAUUUUACUCGACAGUGCAAUUAUAAAUGCGGUUUUUGUUUCCACACGGCAAAAACGUCUUUUGUCCUGCCCAUUGAGGAAGCAAAGAGGGGUCUACAGCUUCUGAAGCAAUCAGGACUGGAAAAGAUGAACUUCUCUGGUGGAGAGCCUUUCUUACAGGACAGAGGGGAUUUCCUGGGUAAAUUAGUCCAGUACUGCAAACAAGACCUCCAUCUCCCAAGUGUCAGUAUUGUCAGCAAUGGCAGCCUGAUCAGAGAGAAGUGGUUCCAGAAAUAUGGCCAAUACCUGGACAUUCUGGCCAUUUCCUGUGACAGCUUUGAUGAGGACACGAACCAGACUAUAGGCAGAGCCCAGGGCAGAAAGAGCCACCUUGACAACCUCUUCAAAGUCCGGGAGUGGUGCCGGGACUACAAAGUGGCAUUCAAAAUCAACUCUGUGAUCAACACAUUUAAUGUGAAUGAAGACAUGAGAGAAAACAUUUCUGAACUCAACCCUGUACGCUGGAAGGUGUUCCAGUGUCUACUGAUCGAUGGGGAGAAUGCUGGGGAGAACAGUCUGAGGGAGGCAGAGAGGUUUGUCAUCAGCGAUCAGCUGUUUCAGGACUUCCUGGAUAGACACAGCACCAUCAGCUGCCUGGUACCUGAAUCCAAUCAGAAGAUGAGAGAUUCCUACCUCAUCCUGGAUGAAUAUAUGCGUUUCCUGGAUUGCAGAGAGGGGAGGAAGGAUCCAUCCAAGUCCAUCCUUGAUGUUGGCGUGGAGGAGGCCAUUCAGUUCAGUGGCUUUGAUGAGAAGAUGUUCCUAAAGAGAGGAGGGAAAUAUGUGUGGAGCAAAGCUGACAUGCGACUCGAGUGGUGAUCCACACAUUGUAAUCAAUUCCACUUUUUGUUUGUACUUGUGUGUGUUUUUAUUUGUAUAGACAGUUGUAUUUAAUGGAUAACAUAAAUAGGAAAACAAAUCAAAUAAUAACUGUAGGCUACACCAACAUUAGUUUCCAUUCAUACAAAGUGUCAGGUAAAUUGCCACAGUAGAUUUGCUGUGGUAAGCCAGGAAAUACUAUUCAAUUGUAUGGAAUGCUUGUCAAAUAGAUAAAUUGUCCUUGGUUCAAAAAGGGACUACGUUGGGACUACCUUGUCUGAACCAGAGGGCAAACAUAUCUUUGUUUGCAAGCAGGACUAAGGUAGCACCAACAUCGUUUAGGGAGUGGUAAUGAGGUGACCAAUAAUGGUUGCAGUUGAGAUCAGCUGUGUGGGCAAAUUUAGAACAUAUUGAUAGCUGGCGAUAAUCUAGUGACGUCGAUGGUUGCAAUAGACCCCUUGUCAUUUGAUUAUAUUCCAAUAAAUUCUUUAGGCUAUCCAUUAGCCUAUCCAUUCUCACAUAAUGAAAGAUGUGAAAACCGAUAACAGUUUCCCUGGCUGAGCUAAUGAGAUCAUUUGGGCCAUCAGUUGAUUGACAGCUAAUUGAACAGCUUGUUGAACAGCUGAUUUCACCAUCCCCACUCCUGCAACUCGGUCACUUUAAUCGUGCGAUAAUGAUUUGGUCAUUAUCAUUCAAGAAUCUGGCACUUUGCCGCGACCAAUGCGUUAAAGUUCAAGUGACAGAUAGAAGUAGUCACGACAGGUGUGAUCAAGCCUUACAUCAAAGUUGCCUGAAGCUGAAUGGAAAGUGCUAUGCUUUGACCAGUUAUUCAGAAGAAAAUCCUCUGUGACUGUCUAAUUCACAUAUGUUAGCUUACCAAUUUGGACCCAAAACAAACACAUUCUACACAUUUACAAAUGACCUGUUUAAAGUAUUAUUACAACCAUGGUAUUAUUUUGUUACUGAAGCUAUCAGCAGA